AUGCGCCUGGGACAGGCUUGCGACCUCACCGCCAUUCACGUCUCCUAUCAUAACAGCGGUAGACCGAAGAGCCCACCAAUCUACUGGGGUAUUUCGAGGGCGCGAACAGGGUUGAAACCAUUCUGGCGGUUUUUGCAAUCCAAUACUACAUACUCCGUACACACUUUACCACUCAAAGCGCUACAAGGAGGCCAAAACACGGUCUGGAACAUUUCGAAAUUCGUUCUAGUCUUUGGCGACGUCCGUGGAACUACUGCAUUACUUGGUAUCACAACAGAUUGCUCUGCCGUCAAUCCCGCGCCGGUUCAUUUAUUUACACCCGCUCAAGUCGUUGCCUUGUCAAGGACCGCGAAAUUUCGCGCUAGUGCCGCCUGGCCGAGAAGCUACGAAUUCGAAACACGAAUAGAGCAUGGAAUAUUGGGCCUCCAUGCUUCAUCUGUCCUUUGCCUUUGGCACAGAGUUACAUGGAGAAGUGGCGCAUUGAAAACUGUUUAUUCGCCCUUAGCGGGGACGCAACCUUCAGGCAGCAUCAUCAUCAAUUGA
This is a messenger RNA of Uncinocarpus reesii 1704, 543 nucleotides long. RefSeq lists its product as uncharacterized. The record is from RefSeq and is a predicted model, not a curated record. Lineage: Eukaryota; Fungi; Ascomycota; Eurotiomycetes; Onygenales; Onygenaceae. The coding region runs from base 1 to 543 and encodes 180 amino acids. The transcript has 2 exons.